AUGUCUAACAAAGAACAACCAGUAGACCAGCUCUUUAAAGAGUUGGAUGAAAACAUUCAACAAUCACAAUAUAAGAAAGCUCUUAGAGUUUUUCUUUUAAUUAACAAAGCAGAUGUAGAAGCAUUCCAAUGUAAAGUGAUCUGUUUGAUGUUCAACUCUAGUUUCCAAGAGGCAUUGGAUUGUUUGAAGAAUGCAGCAUCACCAUCCACUCAAAGCGAACCAAUGUUGUUCGAGAAGGCCUAUUGUCUCUACUCUCUUGCCAAAUACAAUGAGGCAUUAGAGUUGAUCGAUAAGUUGAAACAACAGAAGACACUUAGAGUUCAGGAAUUAGAAGCUCAAAUUUAUUAUAAAUUAGAAAAGUAUCAAAAGACUAUUGCAAUUUAUGAAGCUUUAUUAAAGGAACCAGGUUAUCAGAGUGACUCUGGUGAAUUCUUAACCAAUCUUUGUGCUGCGUAUAUCGAUGCAGGUAAAAUUCAAGAGUGUCAAGACUUGAUCAAUAAGAACAAGUCUUUAAUGUCAAAGACCUAUGAGUUUGCAUUCAAUGCUGCAUGUCUUGCUUUAUACAAAAAAGAUAUCAAGACUGCUGAAACUCAAUUAAAGUUGGCAAAGAAGGUUUGUGUUGAAACAUUAAAGAAGGAUGGAUUCAGUGAAGAGGAGAUUCAAGAGGAAGCAUCGUCUGUCAUUGUUCAGAUCGGUUACUGUCAACAGUUGAGCGGUAAUAUGGAGGAGGCGUUAGAGUCGUACCAGAGCAUCAUCGACUUGUCGAUUGGUGAUAGUGCUUCUUUGAUCGCCUUGAACAACAGUGUUGCAAUUCGUAGCGCCACCAGUGGUACCGAGAAGGAAGACUAUCAAACCAGCUUGGACCAAAUCAAAUCGAUCAUCACCGAGCAAACAGAGAACAAGUUGACCACCGCUCAAAAGUGCACUGUCAAUUUCAAUCACAUCAGUUUGAUGUUACACCUCAAGAAGGUCGGUCAAUGCGAAGAAAUGGUUCGUUCUCUCAAGGCAAAAUACAAAGACUCCACCCAAUUCACUGCCGAGCUCAACGAAGAUCUUGACCUCAUCGUUGCAACCCUACUCACCAAAGACAAGAAAUGGCGUGAAGCAGAAGAGAUUUUAAAGUCGUUGGAAUCAUCGGUACAAUCAAAGCCAGGUAUUGUUGCAACUAUGGUCGCUCUUUACGAAAAGUCUGGUGAUAUGGAGAAGGCUGUAUCCUGUUUGGACACUUUGAUCACCUCGUUAGAGAACAAGAAGAGCAAGACCGAGAAGGAAGAAGACUCCUACAUCAGUUUGUUGAAAUUGAACGGAAACUUCAAUAUGAAGCAUCUCAAAUACAAAGAAGCUGCCUCGUGCUAUGAGAAGAUCCUAAAGAUCAAUGCUAACGAUCUUUUUGCCUUGCCAUCAUUCAUUGUCGCCACUGCCCACUUUGACCCAACCAUCGCCCAGAAAUACGAAGGUAAACUUCCACCACUCAAGUUCAACGACAAGAUUGAUGUUGAUGCAAUUGAUAAACUUGGAUUAUCAUUUGAUAAGAAUGAGAAAGCAGCUGCUACAACUUCAACUACCAAUGUUACUGCUGCUAAAAAGUCGAACGAAAAAGCAAAGGCACCAGUAGUUCCUGUACAACCAAAGAAACCAAAGAGAUUACCAAAGAACUACAAUCCGGAUGUCAAACCAGACCCAGAGAGAUGGCUACCAAAAUGGCAACGUUCAAGCAACCGUGGAAAGAGAGGUCCAAAGGGAAAGAAACAAGAUACUCUUUCCAGAGGUCCACAAGGUGUGGUUUCACAACAACAAGCUUCACAAUUGGCUGCCUCAUCCACAUCUGCUCCCAAGUUUGAGCAACCAGCUCAACAAGCUGCCGCAAAUAAGCCAAGAAAUAUCAACAAAAAGAAGAAAGGAAAGAAAUAA
Molecule: messenger RNA, 1911 nt
Organism: Heterostelium album PN500
Lineage: Eukaryota; Evosea; Eumycetozoa; Acytosteliales; Acytosteliaceae
Gene: srp72
Product: signal recognition particle 72 kDa subunit
Exons: 7
Coding region: 1-1911 (636 amino acids)
Biological process (GO): SRP-dependent cotranslational protein targeting to membrane
Cellular component (GO): signal recognition particle, endoplasmic reticulum targeting
Molecular function (GO): 7S RNA binding; ribosome binding; protein binding
Source: RefSeq, a predicted model, not a curated record